Molecule: messenger RNA, 2102 nt
Organism: Xylona heveae TC161
Lineage: Eukaryota; Fungi; Ascomycota; Xylonomycetes; Xylonales; Xylonaceae
Product: ferric-chelate reductase
Exons: 6
Coding region: 134-1975 (613 amino acids)
Biological process (GO): iron ion transport; intracellular iron ion homeostasis; copper ion import
Cellular component (GO): plasma membrane
Molecular function (GO): ferric-chelate reductase activity
Source: RefSeq, a predicted model, not a curated record
CGAAGCUUGGAGUAUAGUUUUCUAAAGUCUUUGUUCUAGACCAGUUCCCUUCACUUCCGCUCUGCAAUUCGAAAUCUCUUUCUUCGCAAAGACGUGAAGAAAUACUUCUCUUCUCCAUUUGUGCGCUGCAGCCAUGUCAACACUGCUCAUACGAGGUCAAGUACUGGUACUGGUUGCCAGUAUCUACUCCCUCGCUGUCAGGGCUGAAACCGCCCAUGAACAAUCUUCCAGCAGCAAACAUAGCGUUGAAGGCAAAGAUGACCCCACUAUCGCUUCGCUCGAGAAUCAAAGAUUCACGAAAUUUUUCUUUGUUGCGCUCUUGUCUGUGGUGGCAGCUAUAGCGUGUUAUCAGAUUGCUCUCCAAGGGGUCCGAUAUCUUCGGACCUUGGUUUGCAUGGGCACAACGUCACAACGAUACUUUACAAGGCCUCACAAGUUAUUUGCUUCAAUGAAACAGCACAUCUUCUACGCUCCUUUGUUUUCGGUUAGGCACAAUCAAGAGUUCCGCCUGUCUUCCGCGAUCAAUUUUGGUACACUACCAACACGUUUCCAAGCCUUAUUUUUACUUGGCUACUUAGGAAUGAAUGCUUCAUUCUGCGCUGUGAGCAUUGAUUGGAGCAAGGACAGACAAACUGUCCUCGAAACCUUACGCAAUCGGAGCGGGGUUCUGUCGAUUAUAAAUAUGCUUCCCUUGGUCCUCAUGGCCGGACGCAAUAACCCUUUGAUAUGGAUCCUCGGCAUAUCUUUUGAUACAUAUAAUCUCCUACAUCGUUGGUUUGGCCGCAUUGUUGUAUUGGAGGCUUUAGUACACACUCUGGCGUGGACAAUAUCAACAGUUGAGAAAUCGGGCUGGCCGACAGUAGGCACUGCGCUGAAGCACAGUAACAUGAUACUUACUGGUCUUAUUGGAACCGCCGCUCUUGUUGUGAUCUUUCUGCAAUCACCCUCAGCUGUUCGUCACGCAUUCUAUGAAGUAUUCCUUCAUUUACACAUUGCUCUUGCGAUCGUAGUAAUAAUAGCGGUUUGGGCCCACUUGCAUCGUUGUCCUCGAGAACGGCAGGUCUUAGUCGGCGUAAUAGCAGCAUGGGGAUUUGAACGCACUAUGCGAUUGGUCUCACUUGUUUACCGAAAUUUUGGACAAUCGAAAACGACGGCUAUGGUGGAGACAUUGCCUGGAGAUGCUCUUCGAAUCACGGUAAAAUUGGCACGCCCCUUCAGCAUCGUUACUGGUCAUUAUGUUUAUUUAUAUAUGCCCACGGUGGCCUGGUGGACAUCUCAUCCAUUUUCGGUAGCUUGGAGCGAAGAGCAACUGGAUGAGGAGGACUCUAUACAAAAAGAUGAACCGAUACUACAGCGCAAUAGCCUCGAGCCGCGCAGUUCCUACAUAUCCUUGAUCGUACGCCGACGAACGGGUUUCACAGACAAGCUCUUCCAAAGAGCUGAGGCUGGUGUGCAUGGCCGGAUUCAUGUCAACGCAUUGAUUGAAGGCCCUUACGGGCGCCAGCAAGACUUGCACUCUUAUGGCACGGUCAUGUUAUUUGCUGGAGGCGUGGGAAUCACACAUCAAGUCCCUUAUGUUCGCAACCUUGUCGAGGGAUUCGGAAAUGGAACAGUUGCUACUAGGAAGAUUAUUCUUGUUUGGAUCAUACAAAGUCCGGAACACUUGGAGUGGAUUCGCCCGUGGAUGACGACAAUACUCGGAAUGCCUCGCCGACGGGAAGUCCUUCGCAUUCUCUUAUUCAUUACCCGUCCGCGAUCGACGAAGGAGAUUCAGAGUCCUUCUGCAACAGUUCAAAUGUUCCCGGGAAGACCGAAUAUUGAUACGCUCCUUAGAAUCGAAGUAGAGAAUCAAAUUGGAGCGAUGGCUGUCACUGUCUGCGGAACAGGUACGCUGAGCGAUGAUGUUCGGCAGGCAGUUCGCUCUCGCCAAUUGAAAUCGAACAUCGAUUUCAUAGAAGAAUCUUUCUCCUGGUGAGAGAUUGUCAGUCAUGCAAAGUAUACAUGGACAUUUGAACUUCCAUGCAUGCUUAGGUGCCUAUCGAUUGGAGAGAGCUGUUGUCUGUCACGUAACUUUGGAUAUUGUUCGGAUAUUGUUCUGCGUU